UUCAACACUUUCUGAAAUAAGAAAUGAAAAUUAAAAAAUGAUCAACGUCAUGCUUAACAUUGUUAUCAUUUUUUUUAACAAACAUUGUUAUGUUGAUGUUUCUUUCUUACAAUAAUCCAUACAUGCAUGGUCCCCCCCCCUCCAUAUCUGGAAAGCUUUCUGGGGUAUAAAAAUGGCAAAGAUAUGUGAUGAAUGGUUUCUGAAAUUUGAUUAUUUGUUAGCUAAUUAGAUCCCAGAGAACAACAUCAUUAAUUAAUACUAACGCAUCUUAUGUAAAAUAUUCAAAACCUUACCUAAUUCAUAAUUUCCUAACCCAAAAUUUCACUCUGGUGGGCCAAUUGAACAGCUAGAAAGUCAAUCACACACUUUUCUUCCCCUCAAAAACCUCACACAUACACACAUAUAUAUAUCUGUAUCUAUACAUAAGAUUAUACUUGACCAUAUUUCUCAUAUGAUUCACAAUUGACUCAGUCAGCAUAUCCCAAUUCUCAAAUGAAAGAUGAAGCAAGAAUUUCAUCACUUAUUAGUGGGAAUGGUAGAGCAAUUUUCAGCAGAGAUCUACCAAACCCAUAGUUUGAAAUGUGUGGGCUAUUUCUUGGUUCAAAAUUUCAUUACAUGAACAAACUCAAUGUGGAGUCUGAAUGAGAUUUUAUGUAAGAAAGGAUAGUGGCAAUGAUAAAAGAGAUAAAGGGCACAAAGAAGGCACUCACACAAGACUUUUAGAGCAUGGCGUAGGAAAGACAUAUCAAAGAGGGUAAACUAAGCCACUUUGCCUCUUCUUCAUCCAUCAUUCUAAGAAAACAAACAGUGAUGGAUAUGCUGUCAGACAUGAGUAGAUUUUAUCAACAUAUGGAGCGAGCCUUAACGAGUUAAUUCUACACAGAAGGAACAUUCUGUCGCGAAUCUACUUAACUGCUUACCUAUAUGGGGAAGAAGAAAAGCUGGUUCACCUAUGUAAAGAGGCUAUUUAUUUCCGAGUCUAGACCAAAAUCAGAAGAGAGUUCUCAGAAGCCCAAGAAAUGGGGAUGGUUUUUCGAAAGGUUCAACUUCAGACAGUGUCCUGCACUAGAGGCACCUCAGGAAGCUGUAAAUAAAAUGGUGACGGAGGAACAAAGAAAGCAUGCAUUGGCCGUAGCAAUUGCAACCGCUGCAGCAGCAGAGGCGGCUGUGGCUGCUGCCAAUGCUGCUGCUGAGGUUGUCAGGCUCACAAGUAUUCCCUAUGAAAGGAAAAAUCAAUACAUGGCAGCCAUCAAGAUCCAAAGUACUUACCGGAGACAUCUAGCAAAGAAAGCACUCAAUGCACUUAAAGGACUGGUAAAGCUUCAGGCUGUGAUACGAGGAGAGCUAAUUAGGCGCACUGUUGUUAGAAAAAUGCCAUCAAUGUCUUGGAUCUUGAAACAACAGUCCCAAGUACAUAAAAAGAGAAUUCAAACUCCCUUUGAUCAUCUUAAUCAUGGUACAAAGAGAAAUAAUGUAAACAAGAAGGAAGCAUGCCAAUAUGAAGAAUUUAGGCAUCGAUGCAACAGUCACAAGAGUUGGGAUCUGAGUUUGCCUCCUAAGGAAGAGUUAGGAGCCACAUCUUUGCAAAAGCGGGAAGGCAUUGCUACACGGGGGUGCAUGAAGCAGUAUUCAUUUUCCCAGAGGGAGAUUAGAAACGACAGAAGCCUGCAAGAACCAAUGAAGCAUAAAGAGAUAAAAAACAUCCGGCUUGAUAAAUUGGUCGAAGCACAUUAUCAAGCAGGGAUAGAUAAGUGGAAAUCUUUGUCUCGCUCAAAUACCGUAACAAUUAAUGUAACUAGUCUGCCACAACUGAAGCAGAAACCAGAAUGCAAACAGGAAUUGAACACCAUAUUUUCACAACCGAGAAGAUCAUUUUGUCAUGUGAGGCAGAAAUCAAUGGGAGAUGAUGGAUCUUUACCUGACUCUCCAGUUUUCCCGGCAUACAUGGCUGCCACAAAAUCUACUAAGGCCAAGGCUAGAUCACUGAGCACACCUAAACAAAGGCUGGAGUUAUGGGACAUGUACUCAGGCGAACUUUCCCCAUCCAAACCCAAGCUUUCUUCCUGGAGCUCUUUCAGUGGAGAAAUAACCAAGAGUAGCAAAAGGAACAGUAAUUCUCAGCACAAGCCUUCAUAUUAUGGGACAUUAAUCUAAGAUUUAGAAGUAUAAGUUUUUGCUAACAAUCCAUCAAAGUACCUAAGAUCAUGAUGUCUAUGGUACACAUAGUCAUAUCACUGGAUAUUUAUCGUUUUCUGUUAAGAGCACGGAAGUGAAAAUUGUGAGAAUGUUUAGAGGGUAAGCUAUCAGCUUCUCUCUCAGCAGUUCAGGAGAAAGGUUUUGUUCUAGAUUUAGAACCUCAUGUUUCCUAAUUUACUUUGGAAUCUUUAUCUU
Messenger RNA from Andrographis paniculata, 2391 nucleotides. Its product is annotated as protein IQ-DOMAIN 12. Gene Ontology annotation, molecular function: protein binding. Bases 925 to 2154 code for a protein of 409 amino acids. The transcript has 7 exons. NCBI's taxonomy places the organism in Eukaryota, Viridiplantae, Streptophyta, Magnoliopsida, Lamiales, Acanthaceae. The record is from RefSeq and is a predicted model, not a curated record.